AUGCCACCACUGAGACUGAGCGACAGGCUUGAGUCUAUCAAGGGCGUCAGACUGGCUGGUUCACCUCACGCUUGCGACGUCAACGUUCAUUAUUCAUCAGAUACCUGUCACGGCACCAUCGCAUCAAUCACCCCGCACGAUUUUCCCCCAAACAGUGAACCUUCUCAACCUCCUCUACUUUUGCCAGCCCUGACCCAUCCACACAUUCAUCUGGACAAAGCAUUUGUCCACAGUGCAUCUGAGUAUGUCCAUCUUCUUCCCUCCACCGGAACCUUCCAGGAAGCGCUAUCUUUUACCACCGAGGCCAAGGCAAGCUUCACAAGAUCCGAUCUCUUGACGAGAGGAGAAUGGCUACUUGCAGAGUCUGUUUCGUCGGGUGUGACUGCCAUAAGAGCAUUUGUCGAGAUCGAUCACACUGUGCAACUGAAGUGCCUGGACGCAGGAGUAACGCUCAAAGACCAGUGGAGCAAUGCUUGCGAAAUCCAGAUCGUAUGCUUUGCCCAAGACCCUAUCUUUUCAAGUGAUUUUGGAGAAGAGAACAUGGUCCUUAUCGAGAAAGCCCUCGCCCGAUAUCCCCAAAUCGACGUCAUCGGAACAACGCCUUACGUCGAGUCAAGCAUCGAGGCUGCCAAGAAGAACAUCGAUUGGGCAGUUGACCAAGCUUUGCAGCUUGAGAAGCAUCUUGAUUUCCAUCUCGACUACCAUCUUGACCCAAAUAAGGAAGCCCUGGUUUGGUACCUCUUGGAGACCCUCAAGCAACGAGGCUGGACUACAACCUCAAUAACAAAGCGUGUGAUGCUAGGGCAUUGCACACGGUUGUCCCUUUUCAGCGAAAGAGAAUGGGCCCAAAUUUCUCGUAUCAUUCAUGAAAAUGAUCUCCCUGUGAGUUUCGUCGGCUUACCAACCAGCGAUCUAUACAUGGCCGCUCCUCAACAAGAAAAUCAAGGGAAGCCCAGAGGCACCCUCGAAGUACCUGAGAUAAUUCGCAAGUAUGAAUUGGACGUGGUCAUGGGCGUGAACAAUGUCGGGAAUGCAUUUACUCCGUGGGGCUCUGCAGAUCCAUUGUUCUUGGCUUGCUUAGGAGUCGGCCUAUACCAGGCAGGAUCACAAACCGAUGCGGGGCUUUUAUACGAAUGCGUGUCAACGCGUGCUCGAGCUUCAAUUGGCCUAUCAUCUCCAAAGAAGAGCCUGGCAAUUAAUGAAGGCGAUUGUGCGGAUUUUAUAGUAUUUCGCGACAGAGACGAUACUGGGUGUGGAAUAUCACGCCCACGCAAAAGCGUGGCAGAGAUUGUGUGGGAUCCUCCUGGGCGCAUCAAUAGGGAUUUGGUGGUCAACGGUCGAUUGAACGUCUCGAGAGGUACCAAUUACGACGCAGAGCCCCUAUAUCAGUAUUUGUGA
Molecule: messenger RNA, 1398 nt
Organism: Penicillium atrosanguineum
Lineage: Eukaryota; Fungi; Ascomycota; Eurotiomycetes; Eurotiales; Aspergillaceae
Product: putative zinc metallopeptidase
Exons: 1
Coding region: 1-1398 (465 amino acids)
Molecular function (GO): hydrolase activity, acting on carbon-nitrogen (but not peptide) bonds, in cyclic amidines
Source: RefSeq, a predicted model, not a curated record